CCAGAAAAAUAAUUUCUUCACAUUCCUUAACGGGGGGGAAGAGAUGUUCCCUUCCAGCAGAAAUAGUCUAGGAGUUUCUUUAAUUAGCUUGAACACUUCAUUUAAUAAAACAAAUGACUAAAAUAUCAAUAGAAAAGCUAUUAUUCUCCAAGCCCCAUGUAUAUCAAAUAACUUUUCAGUAGUUUUUCAAAUAUAGUAAAGGUGCAGCCAAAUUUGUAACAACCUAAUGUUAUAAGAAUACAUUAAAAUAGUUUUAUUAAGAACAAUUUUGCAUCAGUGCUGAGGUCCAUCCCCCACAUCACUCAGAGCCUAACGUCGGCAAAGAGCUGAAUAAUCAGUCGCUGGCUAGGUGCUAUUUGUUUUUGUAAUCUCCUAAGUUUCUAUCAUCAGGAAUAGAAACUGAAAGGGAGAAAAGCACACUACUAAAACAAGACAGCAUUGGAUGCUGUAGUUAGGGAAAACCAUGGCUUCUGACUGGAACGGAGGUCACUUGACUGACUACACCAUCAAGAGGUGGAAGAUACAACCAAAGAAGUUCAAGGACGUUUAUGACCCGAGUGUACUUCCCAGAGUGACUUAUCUGCUCUAUGAAAUUAAAUGGGGCAAUAGCACCAAGAUAUGGAGAAACUGGUGCCGAAACAACAGCACCCAGCAUGCUGAAAUCAACUUCCUGGAAAAUGCCUUCAAGGAAAGAUCUCUCAAUCCUUUGACCCAUUGCUCCAUCUCCUGGUUCCUCUCCUGGAGUCCUUGCUCGAAAUGCUCCCAAUCUGUGCUACAGUUCCUGAAGACAUACCCCAAAGUGAACCUAGAAAUUUAUGUAGCGCGGCUCUUUAGGCAUAAAGACAGAAGCAACCAUCUAGGCCUGCAUGACCUGGUGAUGAAUGGAGUCACCCUUAGAGUCAUGGACCUCUCAGCUUACAACUAUUGUUGGAGAACAUUUGUCAACCAUCAAAAUGGAGAAGACUACUUGCCUUGGCACCUCAUCCCAUGGAUAAUGUUCUUUUCUUUUGAACUCCAGCUUAUUCUUCAGGGCUCUGCAGUCAGUUUACAGAUCUGGCCGGCAAGUAGCAAUCAGAUUCCAAGUUUCAGUCUUAUUCGACCAGAAUAUUGUCAUCUAAUGCCUCUGCAAAGGGUUGGCACAGAAAACAGUCAUGUGAAGUCAUCACAUUACUGGCCUGAAUCAACAGCCAAUCACCAGCAACUGCUAGUGUUUGGGCCUGGACCAGCAGUCAGUCAUCAUCAGCCACUAGUGUUUGGACCUGGACCAGUAGCCAAUCACCUGCAACAGCCAAUAUUUAGGCCUGGACCAGCAGUCAGUCAUCAUCAGCCACUAGUGUUUGGACCUGGACCAGUAGCCAAUCACCUGCAACAGCCAAUGUUUAGGCCUGGACCAGCAGUCAGUCAUCAUCAGCCACUAGUGUUUGGGCCAGGACUAUCGACUAGUUGCCAUCUGCAACCUGUGUUUAGGCCAGAACUACCAGCCAAUCAGUGACAGCAACAGGAUUCAGGCCUAGACGAUUAGCCAAUCAACAGCAACAACAAAGUAACAGGCUCUGGAAUAGAUCCCCUUGGAUCUCCAUAGGAAAUAAACUUGUGGGAGUCCCCUCAUAGUCUGCACUUAUGUAAACUAGGGAAAACACAUUUUAACAUACUUCCGGCAAUACCCUUGUUAUGAAUAACUCUAAACAUUUAUUGCUCCUAUGAACAGUUUUGUGAGGAAAUGAUUGGUGAUACUGUGACUCUUUGUACCUCAGGGGAACACCUUACACCCCCAUGUUCAUCUUUAUAAAAUGAUUGUGUGGUGUCCAAUGCAAAGUUUGUCAUGUUGGGUGUCUUCAGAAGGCUCAUAAUGCACUGAGCAUGGUUGUUAUAGUGAAGUUACAGUAAUGUUAUAGUAAGGUUAUAGGUUAUAAUUUCAUGUAUAUAGUUAUGAGGAUGAAAAUGUAUCCUCAUGGCUUAAAGCAAGCCCAUGCAAAAACUCUCCAAGAACAGAGAGGCAGUUCACACCUCAUCAGGGCAUGGGUGGGACAAACCCAGCCCAGCCUCACAGGAACAAUGGACACUAGCUUAAGCAACAACAAAAGAAUCUGUUAGAUCCUUGAGCGAGUCACCCCCAUCCUUUGGUCACUUUGGAACUGUGAUGAGGUAAUGCUCAGCUGACUCUGAAGGGGGGGGAGUGGGGAGGCAAAGCCAAGAGGAAAGAAAGGACAUGAUAAAAGGGAGAGACAUUUUGCCAUGCUCUCUCUCCUCCACCUACAUCUACAGACACCACCACCACCAAGCGAUUGAAACACUGAUCAAAGGGGAGAGCCUGACUGAAAAGUAACCAGCCAGCCUGUGGUGAGAAGCAUUUAAGUUUUUAAGGGCAUUGAAAGUGUUAAGAUCAGCUUAGAAUGCGUUUUGCUUUUAUUUCAUUUGAACAAAUCUGACUUAUAAUGCUUUGACUUAUAAUCACUUAAAAUCUAUCUUUAUAGCUAAUAAACUGUUUAUUCUACCUGAAGCAGUGCAUUCAGUCUGAAGUGUGUCAGAGGCUCCCCUUGGUAGAACGAGCCUGGUACAUAUCAAUUUCUUUGUUAAAUUGACAAACUUAUAUAAGCUUGCAGUGUCCAGCAGGCAUAACGACACUGCAAGCCAGAGGUUCCUAGGAUUGCAUCUGGGACUGGAGAUAUUGGCUACUGUCAUUCGGUUGCAAGAAGCUGGGAGCAGCUUACAUGCCAGAGGCUGUGCAUGAACAGCCCAGGAGUGGGGGUUCUCACAGCAGAGCAGGGUAAGGCUGGCUCCCAGAGUCAAGGAUUAGGGUGACCUAGCAGAUCACUGAUCCAGACAACACCAAAGAGGAACGUCACUGAUACAUAUUGAUAUUCCAAGGUCUGGAAGAUUCUUUACUCUUCCAAGCUUAUUCCUUAGUGUUAUUUUUCAGUUGGGGUGUCCUAGAUUUUAUUGUCCAUUUUAGUUGUGAAGUUACCUUUUGAAUAAAAUAAAUCAAACAUUUAUUUUAAUGAGCUGCUGCUCUUGUUGUCUAAUUUUGCUGUUAUUUUUAAGAGUGUGCAUUUUUCUGAGCCCACAUAAUGACCCUGGCAGUGAUAACCAGCUAAUGACUUAAUGUGUGACAAAAGCAUCAUCUGAGUGGAAUUGAAACUAGAGAUAGAGACCCAGUAGUUGGAUUUUUUUUAAAACAUAUUGAUUAAUUAUUAUUACAUUUUUUAAUUUUUAUUUGUACAGCGCUAACGUUGUGCAAGGUGCAUGCAUGUGUGAAGGCACUGGGCCAAAUUCUUCUCUCUGAACCUGACCCAAAGCACACUGAACUCAGUGGAAGCCCUUCCAUUGAUUUUCAGUGGGCUUUGGAUCAGGCUCUCUGCUACACCAGUGUCAAACAGUUGAAAUCAGUGGAUUUAAACCAGUGCAAUCAAGAGCAGGAUUUGGCCCAAAGUCCCUACUCUGAAGAGUUUACAGUCUAGAUACAAUCUAUGGGCCAGGCCCCAAGAUGUGCUGAGCACCUCUAGCUCUCAUUGACUCCAGCACAGGAGUUCAGUACCACUUCGAACUGCAAGCCCAGCAGAUGGAACUCCACUGACUGAAUUUGGUCCAACAAGCCUAUUGUUACAAGAGAUAAUUCACUCUGGUCGAGAGGGCCGUCAUGAGAUCUAUGCACCACUGAAGUCCCACUUAAGCACUCAAAACAGAUCUUAAGGGAGUCUUACAUGGUGUUUAGGCUUCUGCUCAGGGAUGAAUUUCAUU
This is a messenger RNA of Dermochelys coriacea (leatherback sea turtle), 3738 nucleotides long. RefSeq names its product C->U-editing enzyme APOBEC-1-like. Gene Ontology annotation, molecular function: RNA binding; zinc ion binding; cytidine deaminase activity. Gene Ontology annotation, biological process: cytidine to uridine editing. Bases 464 to 1492 code for a protein of 342 amino acids. The transcript is spliced from 5 exons. Gene Ontology annotation, cellular component: nucleus; cytoplasm. Lineage: Eukaryota; Metazoa; Chordata; Testudines; Dermochelyidae. The record is from RefSeq and is a predicted model, not a curated record.